AUGUGUUGUGUGCCCUUUAUUCGAUACCCCAUCUACUUCGCGACUAUGAUUGUUCUUCUUCAUCUCAUCAAUAUCAGGAGAGAAGCAUCAGGUUUCCUUUAUUUUGCAGUUGUGUUCACCUUUGCUUUCCGGUUCGUGUGUCUGUCUAAAGAGAGAGGUUUAUUUAUUGGGAGGUAUAGUAGAAUAAAGAGCUCCCAAUGUAGCUUCUUAGUGGGAAACAAGUUGAACUUUCCUAGACAAAGAGUUCAAGCUUCUCAAAAGACUCGUAAAUCAGGGAAACAUGUAGGAUCACUUGGUCCCACAUGUCGUGCAGAAAAGAUCUUAAUAGCAAACAGAGGGGAAAUUGCAGUAAGAGUGAUUAGAACUGCUCAUGAGAUGGGGAUUCCCUGUGUUGCGGUCUACUCCACCAUUGAUAAGGAUGCACUUCAUGUGAAACUACCGGAUGAGUCAGUUUGCACUUCAUGGGAAGCUCCUAGUAGUCAAUCGUACUUAUAG
Molecule: messenger RNA, 495 nt
Organism: Lactuca saligna
Lineage: Eukaryota; Viridiplantae; Streptophyta; Magnoliopsida; Asterales; Asteraceae
Source: the annotation of a GenBank genome assembly